CCAGUGCACAAGCUAGCAAGAGUGUAGGAGAGAAAGAGAAAGACUGAAAGGGGGCAGGUUAAUUUUAAUCAUCAACAAGUCUCAUACUGUGUCUAUAACUUUAAUUAUAAUGUAGGUUUUUGCAUAUGUAUCAGUCUGCUCCAUAUGGGAGCUAUUGUAUUUGGGGUCAGACAGUGAGGUAGUACUCUGUGUCUGUGUCUCUGUUACACAGUGAGGUAGUACUCUGUGUCUCUGUUAGACAGUGAGGUAGUACUCUGUGUCUCUGGUAGACAGUGAGGUAGUACUCUGUCUGUGUCUCUGGUAGACAGUGAGGUAGUACUCUGUGUCUCUGGUAGACAGUGAGGUAGUACUCUGUCUGUGUCUCUGGUAGACAGUGAGGUAGUACUCUGUGUCUCUGGUAGACAGUGAGGUAGUACUCUGUCUGUGUCUCUGGUAGACAGUGAGGUAGUACUCUGUGUCUCUGGUAGACAGUGAGGUAGUACUCUGUGUCUCUGGUAGACAGUGAGGUAGUACUCUGUGUCUCUGUCAGACAGUGAGGUAGUACUCUGUGCGUGUGAGCGAGCGUUCAGAGGAGCUCCCGGUGUUGCUGUGAGCAUAUAGAGGCCGCUGUACGGAAUGGCCUCCUCCAGCUCUUCCUCUUCCUCUUCCUCGUACCGCUCUGCACGCUACAGCAGCAGCUCCUUCAGAGCAGGAGGCAGUGAAGGGCAGGCCUCUCUCUUCCAGCCCUAUCUGGACGGCAGCCCCCACAGCCUUUUUGGAGAGGAGCGAGAUGGGACACCCCUGCUGCCCUUCAGCAGACGCCACAGGGAGUCGUUUGGGUAUCCAGGGGGCACGGGGGCAUCUGUGUCAGUACGUCCUGCCAGUAUGGGUGCGGUGCAGGCAGUGGCCGAUUCAUACUUAACGUCGGCGGAUGUGAGUCAGUUCGAGCCUCAGGAUGUGGUGGUAAUGGCCUACGGCCACUGGGUCGUCAUCCAUGCAGAAAAGGUGGCUGAUGAUGGCAGCGUCAGUGACACCUUCACCCACAAGAGCCAGCUCCCGGAGGACAUGGACCCGCUGUCCGUCAGCAGCACCCUGACGCCUGAGGGCGUGCUAGUGGUCAGCGUGAGGAAGACGAGCGGCCUGCCCGAGCCCCCCCGACCUGCCCACCGCUGCGUGGCUCCGCUGUAGGCAGCCCCCCUCCCCCCUCAGAAACCUCAUGGCUGCAAUCACACAUCAAACAACUGUAUUCCACAGCCUGGAAAUCAAGAUGCCAAUGGACUGUACUUUAGCUGCGCAAUAUAAUGAGAGGUAUUAAGCAGCACCACCAUGUGCUGUAGAUGAGCUAUUAUUUUAAAAGGACGGGUAAAUUAUGAUGACUUAAUGUGGUUUUAAAAAAGGCCUGUGGGACACCUCAUGGUUACCCUGUGGUAAUUGUAUAAACACACUGAGUAUGAGUCAGUCAGAUGGACUGGGUUCAUCUAUUUGCCUUUCUUCAUUCCUGUUCACCUGGGUAUCUGAGCACACUAUAAAAGGUCUUGCUGUGGUAGAGUUUUUGUUGCCAAUUACAACUGUGUCCAUUUGCCUAAAUGCAAAAUAAGAAGACAAUAAAUGUGAAAGACCUUGUGUUAUUAUUUGGUUGACAUCCAUUUGUAAUGCCCUGAGUGCUAAGAUAUGUAUUUGUUUCUUCUUUUCAAUAUAAGAUUUACAAUGCAUGUUAAAUAUUUAUUUAGCUAUUUAUUUGCUGAUAUUAAUUGGUACAUUUUGGAAAAUACUAAAUAAUAACAUGAUGAACGAUUCUUAAAAUUAUGAAAUCUCAAGCUAUGUGUAAUGUGUAUGUAUGACUUUCUGAAAAUAAAUAAUAAGAUUGAACAAAUAUAAGAUUUUUGUUUUCUGUUUUAUAUUUAGUUCCCACAGAAAAGUUUGAUGAACUAUUGAUUAUCUGGGCCUGUAUUUGUAAAUUGGCAUACUAUAGAUCUUAAAAUUUAUUUAAACUUACUACAAAUGUAUAGUCAAAAAGAAGGUGAAAGUUCUUCCUGUGUUCCUGGUGGAGAUAUGAGAUUUCAGGAAAUUAUAUUCUUACAGUUUUGACUGCUGCCACAUCAUGUAAGCAACUGUUGGGAGGGUCUCACCCAGAUACGCAUAACGGUCAUUCACAUGAGCUCUCCACAAUGUGGGGUGAAGGCCCAGGAAGCCUCUCAUGUUUCCAUAGCAAUUCUACAGAACAUUUUCAGCAAAGCAAAAAGGCUAAAACAACUGAUUUCACUUACGUACAAAACAUAGUCAGUCAUUUUUAAAUGUUAUCAGUAAGAACUUUAUCACUGGAAAAAAGCUUGAUCUUUUAUAGCAGUCAAUUUUUAUGUGAACUGAGACUGUAUCCAUUUGCUUCCAUGAGUAUUU
Messenger RNA from Anguilla rostrata (American eel), 2376 nucleotides. Its product is annotated as heat shock protein beta-7-like. The transcript has 3 exons. Gene Ontology annotation, cellular component: nucleus; cytoplasm. The coding region runs from base 616 to 1167 and encodes 183 amino acids. The record is from RefSeq and is a predicted model, not a curated record. NCBI's taxonomy places the organism in Eukaryota, Metazoa, Chordata, Actinopteri, Anguilliformes, Anguillidae.